GGGUCAGUCGCUCCAACUCUAGGCUCUAACUCAGCAGCAAUGGCGCAUGUUUUAAGGCCUCUGGCGCGGUUGCCCAGAUUACAUCACCAAUGCCACUGCUCCGCCGGAGCAUUCUAUUAUUUCCUUACCUCCUGCUCCCUCCCUUCCGCAGAAACCACCGCCAAAUUCCCCCACCAACUCUUACUCAUCAAUUCCUCCCCCCUGGUCUCUGCUCGCAACCUCCACUUCCGUACACGCGCUCUCAAAUUGCGUCAACUUCCCUUGCCGUCCGAUACCACUGAGAGCGACAGCGACUCUUCCGACGACGGUUCGGCCAAGAAGAGCCGCAAUGAGAAGAAGCGCGAGGCUAAGCGCGCCGUCCGCUGGGGGAUGGAGCUCGCUAACUUCUCACCACCUCAAAUCAAGCGCAUUCUCAGAGUGGCCUCUCUUGAGCGUGAAGUCUACGAUGCUCUCAUGCUAGUUAAGAGGCUUGGUCGCGAUGUUCGAGAAGGAAAGCGAAGACAGUUCAAUUAUAUAGGAAGACUGCUCCGAGAGGUAGAGCCUGAAUUGAUGGACGGGUUAAUCCAGGCCACAAAGGACGGCGACAAUGGCAAGUUUCAAACUUUAUGUGGUCCAGAAGCACAGGCAAUUGAAGAUAGUGAUGACACAGCAGAAGAAACUGAAGAUGAGUGUGAAGAUGAUCCAGAGUAUUGCAUUGAGAUAACAACCAGAUGGUUUGAGGGAUUGAUCAAAAAAGAUAUUGAUGUUAUGAAUGAAAUCUACUCACUUGACAGCGUUGAUUUUGACCGUCAGUUCUCUGUUGGUUUGUCGGGAUAGAUCUGAGGAAGAGGAAAGGAAUUGGGUUUCUUGAUUAAGAGGAAGACAAUUCCUCCAAGUAGUUGGCGAAGAUUGUCCAAGAAUAGUUUUUAAUAUAUUAUUAUCUUUUGUACCAACCCAAAAAAGGAAAAAAAAAAAAAAAAAAACUAAAGCUUGUCCAAGGAUUCCAUGCACGAAAACUUAGUUGCAGUUCAGUGGCUCUUUGAUAUUUAUUUGCCGCUUGAUUCCGUGUCCAGUAUUCACUUUCCUUUGUGUGCUCAUUUAACAAAUGAUAUUUAGUUGCUUUAUAUGAAGAUAUUGGUACAGAUGGAACUAUGCUUUGUCAUUUCCUAUUAUUUCAGAAGAUUGAUAAUAUAAUUUUGGAAUGUUUGAGGUUCCCCGGUGUUUGUGAUAUUGCAUCUCAGUGUAGAGAAGUAGUUUGUGUAUGUUUCUGCUGUGGGAAACUGAAAAUAAGAAGCUUGGCACUCGUUGAAUACAUUUGUGCUAGUAGAUAUUCAGUGAAGCUACAGACAAAUUGAUAUAAGCGCAGCAUCACCUUUUCAGAAUGAUCAGAGUUGUUUAAAUUUUUGAUGUAAUGGUGCUUGGACUAUUACCUUUGUCCAUUUGUCUCGGUUUUCAUCUACGCUUCUCAA
Molecule: messenger RNA, 1448 nt
Organism: Coffea eugenioides
Lineage: Eukaryota; Viridiplantae; Streptophyta; Magnoliopsida; Gentianales; Rubiaceae
Product: UPF0307 protein ECA0281
Exons: 6
Coding region: 40-816 (258 amino acids)
Source: RefSeq, a predicted model, not a curated record